CGGGUGCGCAUCAUCAGGCAGGAGCAUCCAGAGGUAGAGUAGAAGGUGUAUAAUGGCUGCGGUCUUCCCUGUAGAUGUCCAGCAGCUACUGGUGAUAAAAGAAGAGGUUUCCCAUGAAUGUGAAUGGAGCCCCAGUGUGAACCAUCCUGACUCAGAGCUGUGGAAAAAUCAAGAGCGAGUUCACUGUAAUGGGCUGGAGGAGGAUAUCAAGAGGUUUCCAUUUACUGUUGUUCAUGUGAAGAGUGAAGAUGAAGAAGAGAAGCCUCAGUCAUUAAAGGUUCAUCAAAACCAAAAUAGAAACAAGAUAGAGACUGAGACUCAAGCGAGCAACUCCUCUGAACAGAGGAAAAUGGACCGAAGUACAAAUAACAAUAUACAAACAAAUACUGAUGGCGAAGCACCGGAAUCUUCUGAGACUGAAGUCAGUGAGGAUGGCUGGCAGGAACCUUUGUCAGAUUGUGGACCUGAAACUGACGACAGCGACAGCCAAUUGAAUGACGACAGAACACCUGAGUCAGGUGUAAAUAAUGCAAAAAGGUCUUCCAGUUGUUUGGUGAAUGAGAGAAGUUCUAGAGUGGAGCAAAGUGUUGAUUCUCAGAUGAAGCGAUUUGGAUGUGAUGAUUGUGGUAAACGAUUUAACCAAAUGAAAGAUCUUAGAGUACACAUGAGAGUCCACACGGGAGAAAGACCAUUCUGUUGUGCAGAUUGUGGUAAAAGAUUUAGAUAUCAAGGAAGUCUGAAUGUACACAUGAGGCUCCAUGCUGGAGAGAAACCGUAUGCUUGUGAUAAAUGCGGUAAAAGAUUUAGCCUAAAGACAAACCUUACCAGACACAUAAGAGUCCACACGGGGGAGAAACCAUUUAGCUGUGACAUUUGUGGACAAAGAUUUAACUAUCGAAGAAAUCUUAACAUGCACAUAAGAGUGCACACAGGAGAGAAACCGUUUAGUUGCGACAAUUGUGGGCAAAGAUUUAACCAAAAGAUCGAACUUAGGAGACACAUGAGAGUUCACACAGAAGAGAAACCGUAUACCUGUGGCGAUUGUGGUAAAACGUUUAGUUACCAGUGUAAUCUGAAGACACACAUGGCACUCCACAAAGGAGAAAAACAGUUUGUUUGUGGUGUUUGUGGUAACAUAUUUAACCAAGAGGGGAAUCUAAAGAUACACAUGAGAGUCCACACAGGAGAGAAACCAUUUGGUUGCGAUUUCUGUGGCAAAAGAUUUAAUCAAAAGAUUCAUCUUGAGACGCACAUUAGAGUUCACACAGGGGAGAAACCUUAUAACUGUGGAUUUUGUGGCAAAAGAUUUAGACACCAGUGUAAUCUAAAGAUACACACCAAACUCCACAAGGAAUAAAUAAGUAU
Messenger RNA from Pundamilia nyererei, 1365 nucleotides. RefSeq names its product zinc finger protein 501-like. Lineage: Eukaryota; Metazoa; Chordata; Actinopteri; Cichliformes; Cichlidae. Gene Ontology annotation, cellular component: nucleus. Gene Ontology annotation, molecular function: DNA-binding transcription factor activity, RNA polymerase II-specific. The transcript has 2 exons. The coding region runs from base 53 to 1357 and encodes 434 amino acids. The record is from RefSeq and is a predicted model, not a curated record. Gene Ontology annotation, biological process: regulation of transcription by RNA polymerase II.